Centropristis striata (black sea bass) is the source of this 3371-nucleotide messenger RNA. Its product is annotated as collagen alpha-1(XXVIII) chain-like. The transcript is spliced from 33 exons. The record is from RefSeq and is a predicted model, not a curated record. The coding region runs from base 96 to 3215 and encodes 1039 amino acids. Lineage: Eukaryota; Metazoa; Chordata; Actinopteri; Perciformes; Serranidae.
UGAAGCAGUCUGAGGCAGUCUGCAGCGCGUUCAUCUCGCUGAUGGAUUAACCUGGAGCUCUGACUUUACCAACACACAGGUGAACAACUGGAACAAUGAAUAUGUGGUGGCUCCCAAAGGUUUUGGUCCUUAUUGUGGUCUUAUCAAGCCCAACCAGAUGCCAAAACAGAAGGAGGAAAGGACAGAGAGAUGAUAGCCGCAUCAUCAUUAAUGAGGCCAAAACCCUGAUCUGCCCGGUGGAGAUCAUGUUCAUCGUGGACAGUUCAGAGAAAGCCAAAUCUCUGAUGUUUGAGCAGCAGAAAGACUUCAUCCUGCGCUUCAGCACUAAGCUCAUGCAGCUCCAGUCAGCCGGCUGGCGUCUGCGUCUGCGCCUGGCCGCCCUGCAGUACAGCAGCACUGUCCUCGUGGAGCACAACUUCAGAGACUGGCAGGACCUGGACGUCUUCCAGAGCCGGGUGGCCUCCAUGACUUUCAUUGGCCACGGCACCUACUCCGCCUACGCCAUCACUAACGCCACACAGGUGUUCAGCCGCGAGACGUCCUCCAGCAGCCUGAGGGUGGCGCUGUUGAUGACGGAUGGAACGGACCACCCACGCAGCCCCAGUGCUGUGACGGCUGCUGCUGAGGCCAAACAGCACAACAUCAGGGUGUUCACCAUCAGGCUGUCAGGCCUGCUGAGGGACAGUCCCAUGGGGACAAAACUAAGAUCCAUAGCCAGCGCCCCCCCACAGCAGCACGUCCUCAGCCUCACUGACAGCCAGCUGGAUGACAGACUCUUCAAUGAACUGAACACAAUUGUCAAAACUGGGUGCCCACAGCCAAAGACCUGUCUGUGUGAGACAGGGGAGAGGGGUCACCAUGGAAGCCCUGGGAAACCAGGCGAGCCGGGGUCUGAUGGAGCUCCAGGUCCAAAGGGGUCUCGCGGGGAACCUGGCAUUAAUGGACGUCCAGGAAUGGCGGGCCUUGAGGGUCGACAUGGCAGCAAAGGGGGAAAGGGAGAGGAGGGUGAAUGUGGUGCCCCUGGUAAAAAGGGAGAACAGGGUGCAGUUGGACCUCAGGGACCCAGGGGCCCAAGAGGAGAGCAGGGAACUGGGGGAGGACCUGGAGACCAGGGUCCAGAGGGGACACCUGGAUCUAAAGGCGAUCGAGGACCGAGGGGUGUACCUGGACCUCCAGGAGAUAAUGGCAUUGGGUUUCCAGGUUCCAAGGGUGACAAGGGAAACCAAGGAAGACCAGGUCCUCUUGGACCGAUGGGUAUAGGUGAACCAGGGACACCAGGCCCAGCAGGGCCACCGGGGAUGCAAGGAUCACCAGGGUUUCCUGGUGAGGGUCUUCCAGGGUCCAAAGGUGACAGGGGUUACGAGGGUCCCAAGGGCAGCCGUGGACCUCCAGGAGUCGGGUACAAAGGUGAUAAGGGAAACACAGGAUCCCCUGGGCUGCCAGGCAUAGUGGGGUUUCCUGGGGCAGGCAUACAAGGAGAAAAGGGGGACCACGGGCCAGUUGGGCCUUCUGGUCCCAGAGGACCUCCUGGACUGGGGAUAGUUGGACCAAAGGGUGACCAGGGUUUCCCUGGAGAACCUGGACCUCAAGGAGAGAGGGGUGUUGGUGAACCAGGACCAAAGGGGGAACCAGGGCCUGAUGGGGCUGCUGGGAUACCUGGCAUUCCUGGUGAGGACGGAGCUGUUGGGCCUAAGGGAGAGAUGGGGUUGGCAGGCCUGCGAGGCAUAGAGGGAGCACCGGGUAAAGGCAUCCCUGGAGAAAAGGGGGAUAGAGGGGACCGUGGACCAAGGGGACUUGCGGGCUCUCCAGGCCCUGUGGGUCCUUCUGGAGCGAAGGGAGAGCCUGGAAGUCCAGGGAUGCUGGGCCUACCUGGACCUGCUGGGCGUGGCUUACCAGGGUCAAAGGGUGAUCCUGGACCUGUAGGACCAACUGGACCUGUUGGAGAACCUGGUGUAGGAAUCAUUGGGCCGAAGGGUAACAAAGGGAAUAUCGGACCCUCAGGGCCACCAGGAAUGAAGGGGGAUGGCAUCCCAGGACCCCAGGGGCUCCCUGGUUUACCAGGAGUACAAGGAGAGAUGGGACCUGAAGGGAAAGGAAUACCUGGACCUAAGGGUAACAGAGGCUCGCCAGGUGUCCAGGGGCCAUCAGGUCCACCUGGAAUUGGACUUUAUGGACCGAAGGGCUCUACAGGGCAGCCUGGUCCUCCAGGCCUGCUAGGGCCUCCAGGAGAGGGCAUCCAGGGACCAAAGGGAGAGCCUGGGUUUCAGGGCCCAAUGGGCCCUCGGGGGGCACCAGGGGAUGGCCUUCCAGGGGAGAAGGGUGACAGAGGCGUUUCUGGAGACCGGGGAAAGAAAGGAGACAAGGGAGACUAUGGAGAGCCUGGAACUACUGGAACAAUGGGGAGACCUGGAGAGAAGGGAGAACCAGGACUGACGAGAGAAGAGGUCAUCAGGAUUAUCAGGGAAAUCUGUGGCUGUGGUCUCAAGUGCAGAGAGAGCCCUCUGGAACUGGUGUUUGUGAUAGACAGCUCUGAGAGUGUGGGACCAGAAAACUUUGAGUUGGUGAAGGACUUCGUGAAUGCUCUAAUCGAACGGGUGUCGGUGAGCCGGGAAGCUACUCGCAUCGGCGUCGUGCUCUUCAGCCACGUGGACUUGGUGGUCGUCAGUCUGCAGCAGGAGUCCAGCCAGGAAGAAGUCCAGUCCGCCGUCAGGAGGAUGCCUUACCUGGGCGAGGGCACCUUCACGGGCAGCGCUAUCCACCGGGCCAACCAGUUGUUCCAGGCGGCGAGGCUCGGCGUGAGGAAAGUGGCUGUGGUUUUAACAGACGGGCAGGCCGACCCCCGUGAUGCCAUGCAGUUUGAAGAAACGGCAAUAGCGGCCCACGCACAGGGGAUCGAGAUGUUUGUCAUAGGAGUGGUAAACAGGACUGACCCUCUCUAUGAAGACUUCCAGGCUCAGAUGGAUGUUAUCGCUUCUGAUCCUGAUGAAGAGCAUGUCUACCUCACAGAUGACUUCAGGACACUUUCCACUCUGGAAAGCAAUAUACUGAGUCGGAUUUGUGAGCAGGAUGAGACAAUGGCAUUUCUACCAAAAUCUGUGUUUCCACCUAUUGACAUCUACCCAAAGGCUCCAGAAGACGGCCUCUCCAAAGAGUUCCCAGUAGAGGAAAACAUACAAGUAAAGCUGUUUCUAUUUAUCUCAUUUAAAAAAAGAUAGACGUAGAACUUAAAAAUACUGCACACCUCAGUCUUCAGGUGAUGAACAUAACAAAGCACAAUUCACCUUGUUAUGAAAAAACAGUUGACCUAAUGUUGUGAAAUGCAAAAUGCACUUUUGGUAGCCAUAGGUUGGCAUAGUAGAGGCUGUGACUUU